Coturnix japonica (Japanese quail) is the source of this 3919-nucleotide messenger RNA. It is a transcript of the gene FAXC, whose product is annotated as failed axon connections homolog, metaxin like GST domain containing. The record is from RefSeq and is a predicted model, not a curated record. Gene Ontology annotation, cellular component: cytoplasm. Lineage: Eukaryota; Metazoa; Chordata; Aves; Galliformes; Phasianidae.
GGGCCGGGCGGAGGGGAGCGGGGGAUGCGGGUCCCGGGCGCAGCAUGCUGUGGGGAGUCGGGCUGGCGGCGCCUCGCUCCUGCGUGGCGGACCUGAGCCGUAACCGCAGCCUGUCGCUGGGCUGGUGCGCGGGGCCCGAGGAGCCGCCGUCCGCGCUCUAUGGGGGCGAGCUGGUCGCCUUCCCGCUGGCGGGCGCGGGGGCGGGCGGCACCAUGGCGGCGCUGGGCUCCGACUCGUGGUGGAAGAAGACGCUGUACCUGACGGGCGGCGCGCUGCUGGCCGCCGCCGCAUACCUGCUCCACGAGCUGCUGGCCAUACGGAAAGAGCAGGAGAUUGAUUCGAAGGAUGCAAUCAUACUGCACCAGUUUUCCAGGCCCAAUAAUGGUGUUCCCAGUCUGUCACCUUUCUGCCUGAAAAUGGAAACGUACCUAAGGAUGGCUGACCUGCCCUACCAGAACUAUUUUGAUGGAAAACUUUCCCCUCAAGGAAAAAUGCCUUGGAUUGAAUACAAUCACAAAAAAGUGUCUGGCACCGAGUUCAUUAUUGACUUUUUGGAAGAGAAACUUGGGGUGAAUUUAAAUAAAAACCUUGGUCCACGAGAAAGAGCCGUUUCCAGAGCUGUGACAAAGAUGGUGGAGGAGCACUUCUAUUGGACUCUAGCUUAUUGCCAAUGGGUGGAAAACCUUCAUGAGACGCAAAAGAUGAUUUCAGUUUACGGCCCCCUCAGUGAUUUGCUGAAGUGGAUUCUCUGCCAUCUGACCAAAGGGAUAGUGAAGCGGGAGAUGUACGGACACGGAAUUGGCCGCUUCUCUGAGGAGGAGAUGUACACACUGAUGGAGAAGGACAUGCGGACUCUAGCAAGCCUCCUGGGUGACAAAAAGUACAUUAUGGGACCAAACCUUUCCACUGUUGAUGCCACAGUUUUUGGUCAUCUGGCACAGGCAAUGUGGACACUGCCUGGGACUAGACCAGAGAGGCUAAUCAAAGGUGAACUCAUUAACCUUGCUAUGUAUUGUGAAAGAAUAAGGAGGAAAUUCUGGCCAGAAUGGCACCAUGAUGAUGAUAACACUCUGUAUGAAUCUGAGGAAAGCAGUGAUGCAAGCAAGACUCACUCCCCCUUGCAGGACUUCAGUUUUUAUUCAAGGACAGAAACAUUUGAUGAGGAAGGGAACAGUAUUUCUCAUACUCCUGACACAGAUUACACUGGACACUCCCUUUUUGAUUCAGAUGUGGACAUGGAUGACUACAGAGAUCACGAACAAUGCAAAUGAUGAGUAUAAGCAUCUCAUGUUUUGCAGACAAGCUGUUUUUUGGGAUCAGUUGGAUUUAUUUUCUGCUCCAUGUUGGGAGAAGGUUGGUACUGCCUCCAACAGACCAUUGUUCUUGACUUGGCUGUCACAUGCUACCUGGACUAUCUCAACCUUAUUUCAUUUUGUGUAAUUGUACAGAUGGAACCGAGGUAAAGAGUUACUUAAAACACGCAGUGGGCAGACUAGAGGUCCAGAGAACAACAGUGACUUUCGAUCUACAUUCUUGCUCCCAUUGAAAAACAGAUCCUGCAAGUGAGUGGGAGAAACCUCUAGGAGGUGGAGCAUUCAUAAGAGCUGGUUUCUGUUGAUAUCUUUACAGGAAUGGGUCAAGGACAAAAGUGGAAGAGGCAUUACUGGCACACCUUUCUCAUGUGGAAGAAAAUGAUUGAUGCUGAUUUGAUGCAGUUUCAGGAAAGUUUUGAUAGCUACCUGCAGUCUAUGUGAUCAUGGAGUGUUUGCAGGAAUGAACUGCUCCUGGUUCUUUCAGAGACAGACAAGGAAAGCAGGAGGAAAAUGUGUUCCUACAGAAGGGAGCAUUUUAGCAUUUCUUGUUCUUUGCAGAAGGUUGAGAUCACUGUUCUAGAAUAUUUUUAUCCAAAAGAAGAAUAUCAGUUUUAAUGUAUAAUCACCCACACGCUGAUCUGGGAAGUGUGUUGGCCAAAACCUGGCUUCAGGCCUUUAAAUUUCUUCUGUGUUUUUGAAUUAUUACUAUAUUUGUACUUCCUGCCACCGGCUGUUAUCUGCUUCUAGAGAAAUAGGAUUCAUUACUGAAAGCCUGGAGCACCUCAGCAGCGGGUGCUUUGUGCUCUUUACGCAAAGACACUUCAAACCUUUAAAGUUUGCAGAAGAACUUGAGGUGUUUUUAGGUGUGAGGUGCUGUGUAAAUGUUAUCCUAUAAUCAGAUGCUUUGGAGCUGGCUAGGACAGUGUGCAUUUGCUGGCUUAUAAUGCACAGCUCCUAAAGGCAGAGUGUGGGAGCAAGCUGUGAGAAGACAGUGGUGUCAGUGUGGAUUCUGUGAGGAUUUACAGGAGCUCAGAUAGUGACUACAGUUGAUCAUAAGGCCUCCUUGGUGGCAUACUUGUGAAUCUGGAGAACCAAAGCAGGAAUAGCUGCGCAGAUGCUGAUGUGCUCUGGUGUUGAUAUGAAGAUAAGAAUGGAUCCCACCUGUUUGAAGUUAAGCAUCUACACCUGUGUUGCUUGGUAGUGAGCGGUUGAUUUUAAUUAGGGAGAAAGCAUAUGGAAAUUACAGACGGCCCUGGUCUUUGUAGACUCCAAAAUCAGGUUUUGCCUGCUUAAGUUGGUGGUAGCCUGUAGAAAUUAGUUUAAUCUUUCUCACUGAGUUACAGUUCCAUGAAUCACGAUCUCUCAGCAGAAAUUUUAUCGUAUGUUGGUUCUGAAAAUAGGCAGGAUGCAACUACUUGAUGAUGUUUGUUGCUGACGGUCUUAGUAGUCUGGAGAUAGAACUAACUCUAGCUUUCAAAGAAUGUAUCUCUUUCCUGCACUGUUGAGUGUCUUUGACAGGAAGAUGCUUAUUGUGGGAACACCCAGCUAGCCACGGCUCUGCAAGCAGAGGGGACAAGGCUGCAGUGAAUUCCUGUGUCUCUUCCAUGUCUGAGAGCUGCUGCAGAGAGAGUAGGCAGUUUGGUCUGAGGUGAGCACAAAUUUGCAUCUGUUUUCUAGAUUUCCGACACCUUUGCUUGAAGCUGUGCUCCACUCUAUAAUCACAUGCAGGUCUCUAUUGUCAUGUUUGCAAAAGCAAAAUGAACCAAAACUGAGAAGGGGGAAGGUAUAAUCCAGUUACCUGGGACCCUUCUUAAGAAACUAAGCACAGGAACAGCUCACAAGGACAUGAGUCUUGGGCUUGAAAGCACAAGGGGCAAUGGUCUGACAUGCCUGUGAAACUUUGCAGGUAAGUCAGGGCAGAUGCAAACAUUUAGGCACUGGUAUUCUGGAUAAAAAGCAUCUAAAUUAAGAAGCUUCUCUUCAAACAUACUGAUAUUUUGGGAUUUCUGGUAGAGACAUUCUCAUUUGUUUAUCCAUAUUUUCAGCAUUAGGAGUGUGUGUUUCUGGGUAUGGAGCCCCUGCUUGCACCAGAUGAAUCCCAGCAAUGAGUCAUGGUUAUUAAAAGACCAGCCUGAGUUCAUUGAACAGAGUCAUAUUUAUAAUUUUCCUGGGCUGACAGGUCUGUCAGUGGCAGCGAUGCUUGGGGCAUCCCAAAAGGCAAACUGGUCAGAAGACAGUGAUGUAAUUUUACCCUCUCAUGUGGAAGCAGUUGCAUUUGGAUAUCGCAUGAUGAUACGUGGCAGUGGACACAGAAAUUGGCAUCGCUGUUGUGUUAUAAAGCUGGUGUCAUGUUGUGGUGUUCUACAUCUGAAAGUUUUCUUGGUGGGUGCCCAGUGUUUUGUUCCUAGAAUUGCUUCUGUGAUGCAUCUGGUACUGUACAUAGUAGGACAUGUGUAUGCAUAUACACACACACACAUAUGCUAUUAAAAAUAUCUUUGUGCAUAUAUAAAAAUAUGUGAAUGAAUAUAUGUGUAUGGAUGUUCUAGUGCCAAAAGGAGCAGUAUGGUGAGAAAUAAACUGAGGAUUCACCCUCAGCAGAGCCUUGA